Molecule: messenger RNA, 1135 nt
Organism: Conger conger (European conger)
Lineage: Eukaryota; Metazoa; Chordata; Actinopteri; Anguilliformes; Congridae
Gene: fam169b
Product: family with sequence similarity 169 member B
Exons: 8
Coding region: 66-1124 (352 amino acids)
Source: RefSeq, a predicted model, not a curated record
UCGAUUUUACGCCGUUAGGUUGCGCUGUUGUAAAAGUAUGCAGAUGAAAUGCAUGUAAAUACAAAAUGGAAACCCUUUCGAAGGGAGUCCAACUUGCAGAGGAAAACUAUCCUGUUGACACAAUUUUCCAGGACUACAAUACGUUGAAGAAGAAUGCAGAUGAAUUUAUGACAUGCCUGGAAACAAACAGUCCUUCCGAAAACAACUGGUUCAUUCUUCCUUCUGGUGCUAAGGUUAAAGUCUCCAACAACAAUAUAGCGCGACUCUCAUUGUUUGGCGAUGGUGACUCCACGCACACCAUCUUGGCUCUCUAUGAACCCCCACUUGAGACUCAUGUGAUUGCACUCUAUCUAAAUGGAAAAUGGUGGACAGUGAGCAAUGUCUUAAAGACCUCCAACUCUUCCAGGUCUGGGCUUGUUACGGUGCGGUCUGUGGGGGAGAGGGUGGUGCUGUUCCUUCUCAGUCAGGUUAUAUUUGGGGUGUUUGAGAGGCGCACAGAUGUGGACACUUAUUUUGCUCCUCACCCUGAAAAGGAGGUGGCCAAAAUUCUUUGGCAGGAUGGGGAGGCGACUGGCUUCUACACUGUGAAACCGAAAGGUACCCUGUGUGACAGCUGCAGCAGCCUGAGCUACCUGCUCCCUGUGCUGGACACUGUGUUUGUGCGGACAGAGUUCAGAAGGAAAGGACUGGCCUUUCGGAUGCUGGAGGACUUUUGCGUGUCGUACGCCAAGGAGGAGUUCAUAGGAAUCAGCCAUCCGGUGUCCAGCAGCAUGCACCAGGUUUGCAGGAAGUACCUGCAGGGCCAGGAACGGGACAGAGAUCGGCUGUACGAGGUGGAGGCGCCGGGGGGCUGGGCGCAGAGACGGAACGUGUGGCUAAGCCUUCAGCUCAGCCGCUAUUCCAGUUUAGAGAACAACCUGCCUGAAGCGGAGAGGGAAAGUAUAGUCGCCACGGACAAAGCAGAAAAGGUGAAACUGAUGCGCAUUUUGUAUAUUGUCUUUUUUGAAAAUAAUUUUCCCACAAUCAAGAGUCCCCCCCACCCCCUGUUGUGCUGUGCCCCUUCAGACCGUGUUACUCGAUCUACACCCCCAGCCAUGGAGCACUGCAGCUGUAAUGCAUUCUAGGGCUUCAGGCA